Oppia nitens is the source of this 947-nucleotide messenger RNA. RefSeq names its product vesicle transport protein USE1-like (gene Use1). Gene Ontology annotation, molecular function: SNAP receptor activity. Bases 129 to 944 code for a protein of 271 amino acids. NCBI's taxonomy places the organism in Eukaryota, Metazoa, Arthropoda, Arachnida, Sarcoptiformes, Oppiidae. Gene Ontology annotation, biological process: retrograde vesicle-mediated transport, Golgi to endoplasmic reticulum. The record is from RefSeq and is a predicted model, not a curated record. Gene Ontology annotation, cellular component: SNARE complex; endoplasmic reticulum. The transcript is spliced from 4 exons.
UUGACAAACAUUGUGUUUGUGUUUUUGUCAGCGCAUGCGCUCAACACCAACAACAACAUCAUCACCAGUGGAUCAAUUUGAUGACAACAUCAACAAACAAUAACAGACAAUAACAGACAAUAAACAUAAUGACCGUCAAAUCAAGAGAAGAGAUCGACUUUCGACGUCUUCUAUCGAAAUGCGAACAAUUGGUUGAAAAGCAUAUGAAAGACAACAUCAAUACUAACAAUGGCAACAAUAAUUGGCGACUCGAGAGGUACAUUCAUGCGCUAAAUGAAAGACUCAAUGAACUGAAAGAGUUGAACGCCUGUCCAGUCAAUGAAAACAAUUUAUCUAAUUAUAAGAAAAAAGUGUCGUUUUUUAAUUCAUUACUCGAAACACAACUCAUGAACCACAGCAACAACAACAACAACAGUACGGAUCAGCAGUUGAUCAAAACGGAAAUCAUGUCACCGAUUAGUGUUACACCAGUCGAUGGCGGCAUAAGAAGUGAUAAAACAAAAGAAAUUCAUUUGAAUCUCAAGUCGCGACUCGAAAACGAUGUCCGAACUGAACUGUUCGGUAAUAAAGAGUCGUCGAUUCAAAUGAGAAAACGAGUGGCAAAUGACGACACAACCAAUUCAUCUGUCGAUUCCGAUGCCAUACUUCGGUUUCAUCAAUCGGUUCAGGAAAAGGUGGCCCAAGAGAUGAUAACAUUAGUUCAUAAUCUCAAACAAAACUGUAGUCUCAGUAAUGAGAUUAUCAAAAAAGAUACUGAAUCAUUGGAAAAAAGUUCAUCUCUUGCCCAACGAAAUACCGAUAAUCUUAAGGGAAAUACAGUAAAGAUAUCGGAAUACGUUCGCCGUUCGUGUCAAUACUGGCUGUGGAUUAUGUUAUUUAUAGUUGUCUUCACAUUCUUAUGGAUUGUUGUAUUCAUUAGAUUGUUUCCAAAGAAAUAUAAUUGAUAU